UCCCGGAUCCCGAUCCCAUCCCUCCUCUCUGCAUCCCUCCCCGCAGGGGCCAUGGCCUCGCUGCUGUCGGUGCAGGAGGAGAACCGGAUCCUGCAGCAGGAGCUGUCGCGGGUGGAGGAUCUGCUGGCGCAGAGCCGGGCGGAGCGCGAUGAGCUGGCCAUCAAAUACAACGCGCUCAGCGAGCGGCUGGAGCAGAGCCUGCAGCCGGAGCCGGGGGAAGCAGCCGAGAGCCGGAGCCUGGCCCAGCACAACAUCGAGCUCCGGAGGCUGCUGGAGGAGGAGCAGGCUGCCUACAAGAGGAAGCUCCAGGCCUACCAGGAGGGCCAGCAGCGCCAGGCCCAGCUGGUGCAGAAGCUCCAAGCCAAGGUGCUGCAGUACAAGAAGAAAUGCGGGGAGGUGGAGCAGCAGCUGCUGGAGAAGGCGACGGAGCUGGAGCAGGAGAGGCUGACGAUCCAGCUGGAUGCCAGCGGCUCCCAGCCCGAGGAGGAGAGCAGCAACGAGCUGGAGAAUGCCCUGAUCCGGCUGGAGGAGGAGCAGCAGAGGAGCAGCAGAG
Cyanistes caeruleus (blue tit) is the source of this 553-nucleotide messenger RNA. The record is from RefSeq and is a predicted model, not a curated record. NCBI's taxonomy places the organism in Eukaryota, Metazoa, Chordata, Aves, Passeriformes, Paridae.